This is a messenger RNA of Neomonachus schauinslandi (Hawaiian monk seal), 1320 nucleotides long. RefSeq names its product ring finger protein 130 (gene RNF130). Bases 295 to 1125 code for a protein of 276 amino acids. Lineage: Eukaryota; Metazoa; Chordata; Mammalia; Carnivora; Phocidae. The record is from RefSeq and is a predicted model, not a curated record. The transcript is spliced from 9 exons.
GCAGCGAGCGCGUGCCGGAGGCGGCCGCCGGGCUAGCGAGACUUUGUGCUCCACAGACCCUCCUUCGGGCGCAUCCUCCCGGAGCCGCCCCCCAAACCCCCGCCGCUUCCAAUUGCUGAUCAUCUGGGCUGUGAUCCUCAAACACGGUUCUUUGUCCCUCCUAAUAUCAAACAGUGGAUUGCCUUGCUGCAGCGGGGAAAUUGCACAUUUAAAGAGAAAAUAUCACGGGCUGCUUUCCACAAUGCCGUUGCUGUAGUUAUCUACAAUAAUAAAUCCAAAGAGGAGCCCGUCACCAUGACUCAUCCAGGCACUGGAGAUAUUAUUGCUGUCAUGAUUACAGAAUUGAGGGGUAAGGAUAUUUUGAGUUAUCUGGAGAAAAACAUCUCUGUACAAAUGACAAUAGCUGUUGGAACACGAAUGCCGCCAAAGAACUUCAGCCGUGGCUCUCUAGUCUUCGUGUCAAUAUCCUUUAUUGUUCUGAUGAUUAUUUCUUCAGCAUGGCUCAUAUUCUACUUCAUUCAGAAGAUCAGGUACACGAAUGCACGCGACAGGAACCAGCGUCGUCUUGGAGAUGCCGCCAAGAAAGCCAUCAGCAAACUGACCACCAGAACAGUAAAAAAGGGUGAUAAGGAAACAGACCCCGACUUCGAUCACUGCGCAGUCUGCAUCGAGAGCUACAAGCAGAACGAUGUGGUGCGGAUCCUCCCCUGCAAGCAUGUUUUCCACAAGUCCUGCGUGGAUCCCUGGCUUAGUGAACAUUGUACCUGUCCAAUGUGCAAACUUAAUAUUUUGAAGGCCCUGGGAAUUGUGCCAAAUUUGCCAUGUACUGAUAACGUAGCGUUUGACAUGGAAAGGCUCACCAGAACCCAGGCCGUUAACCGAAGAUCAGCCCUCGGUGACCUCGCCAGCGACAACUCCCUUGGCCUCGAGCCACUUCGAACUUCGGGGAUCUCGCCUCUUCCUCAGGACGGGGAGCUCACUCCCAGAACGGGAGAGAUCAACAUUGCAGUAACAAAAGAAUGGUUUAUUAUUGCCAGUUUUGGCCUCCUCAGCGCCCUCACGCUCUGCUACAUGAUCGUCAGAGCCACGGCUAGCUUGAGUGCUAAUGAGGUAGAGUGGUUUUGAAGAAGAAAAAAAAAAACUGCUUUCUGACUGAUUGCCUUGAAGGAAAAAAGAACCUAUUUUUGUGCAUCAUUUACCAAUCAUGCCACACAAGCGUUUAUUUUUAGUACAUUUUAUUUUUUCAUAAAAUUGCUAAUGCCAAAGCUUUGUAUUAAAAUAAAUAAAUAAUAAAAUAAAAAGACUAUGUCGUCGAGUAUU